Drosophila persimilis is the source of this 1923-nucleotide messenger RNA. RefSeq names its product solute carrier family 22 member 3. Gene Ontology annotation, cellular component: membrane. The record is from RefSeq and is a predicted model, not a curated record. NCBI's taxonomy places the organism in Eukaryota, Metazoa, Arthropoda, Insecta, Diptera, Drosophilidae. Bases 137 to 1822 code for a protein of 561 amino acids. Gene Ontology annotation, biological process: transmembrane transport. The transcript has 6 exons. Gene Ontology annotation, molecular function: transmembrane transporter activity.
AGAUCCACAUCCACGCCCCCCAAGGCGGCGUGAAUAAUUUUGCCAAUUAAGAGCAGUGGGCAAUGAGCGUGCGGCAUUCCAAGUUGGAGGCUGGGGGUUGGCGAGUCAGUCACUCAGAGACGGCGCUAUCAGCAGCAUGCUUAAACUGCAGCCCAAACUGGACGGGGUCCCGCAGGUGGCAGAGUCGGGCGCCACAUCCACGGAGGACAGCCAACUGGACGCGAUCAUCGUCCAGAUCGGACAGUUUGGUCGCUUCCAGAUCACCAACUAUCUGCUGCUCUGCCUGCCCAUCAUAUGCAAUGCCUUCUACUCCAUCUCGUAUAUUUUCACCGCCAGUAAUGUGGCCCACAGAUGCAAUAUUACCCAGUGCGACAGCUCAGAUAGCAGCUACUCCGCCCCAUUUCUGAACUUUACGACACCUCAAAGCCGUGGAGCUUGGGAUCAGUGCCAGCACUAUGCACUCAGCUCUGAAAUUGAAACUGCAUCUGCAGCUUGCAAUGAAAGUAAUUUUAACCAGAGUGAACUGAUUAUCUGUGAAGCAGGCUUCAAGCUGGUAGAAGACGAGCGUACCAUAGCAAGCGAGUUUGGAAUCUUUUGCGGCGAUCAGUGGAAGCUGUCGAUGGUGGGCACAGUCAAUAACAUAGGACAGUUUGUGGGAAUACCCCUCGGAGGAUAUUUAGCAGAUCGAUAUGGUCGCAAAAGCCUGCUUGUCAUAGGUGGAAUUCUCAGCGCUUUCGCCGGACUGGCCCGCUCGCAUGCCCCAAACUAUUACAGUUUCCUAGGCCUCGAGUUCCUGGACAUGGCCGUGGGCAGUACUCUCUUUCCCACCGCCUUCCUAAUGGCCCUCGAGCUGGUUGGCCCGAAGCAUCGCGUUGUGGCUGCCACGUCGAUCACCCUCACCUAUGGACUGGCCGAGGCUGCCCUGGGUUACCUGGCCGACUUUAUCAGGGAUUGGCGGGUGCUGCUCCGCGUGCUAUACACCCCGGCACUGCUGCACUUGAUCUUUAUCUGCCUGCUGCCGGAGAGCGUGCGCUGGCUUCUCAGUCAGUCGAAGGAGCUGGACGCCAUGAACAUUCUGCGUAAAGUGGCUCGGGUCAAUCGAAAAUCCUUGUCGGAGCAGCAGCUGACUGAGUUGAUGCGCUCCAACCGGCAGCUAGUGGCUAAGUCUUCUGCCACAGGAGGCCACUACAGCCUGCGCCAGAUUGUUCAUGCUCUAGGCUGGCGCAUUGCCCAGUGCUGCUUUGUGUGGUUCACCCACACCUUCAUUGCCCUAGGCCUCAGCCUCAAUUCCAGCGAGCUGAAGGGCAGCAAGUUCGAGAACUUUAGUAUGAUGGGGUUCAUGCAGCUGCCGGGCUCUCUUCUGGCCACAGUGAUUAUGCACCGCAUUGGUCGACGCUGGGCCCUAACCUCAUGCAUGACGAGUUGCACACUCUUUCUACUGGCUGUACCCGCUUUGCAGGAGGCCUACCCGGUAACCUCCUCUGUGCUAUAUUUCAUGGCCAAGAUGACUUCUACUGGCAGCUUUGUGAUUCUGUACUUCUUUACCUCUGAGAUCUUCCCCACGAACUGCCGGAACAGCCUGCUCUCCUUCUGCUCGAUGGUUGGUCGCUUUGGCUCCAUGCUGGCUCCCCAGACUCCUCUGCUGAUUCCCUACUACACGUACGCUCCCCACUUUCUCUUUGCCUUAUUCGGCUUUGUCUGCGCCUGCCUAACGCUGUACUUUCCGGAGACCACGAACAAGGCUCUGCCCACCACGCUGGAGGAGGCACGAUCCCUGGACAGAAGCAUGCCAAAGCCCCUGGCAACAAAAAGUGCUGUCUAAUCGAAACUGAACCGUUUUUGGGGUAUCAUGGAGACCAGAGAUCUGAUCUGAUCAGUGCGUGAUCAGAAAAAAAGUCAAAGACAAUAAAAAAUUUAUAAAUA